Anopheles moucheti is the source of this 885-nucleotide messenger RNA. Its product is annotated as polyadenylate-binding protein-like. NCBI's taxonomy places the organism in Eukaryota, Metazoa, Arthropoda, Insecta, Diptera, Culicidae. The record is from RefSeq and is a predicted model, not a curated record. The coding region runs from base 1 to 885 and encodes 294 amino acids. Gene Ontology annotation, molecular function: mRNA binding. Gene Ontology annotation, cellular component: nucleus; ribonucleoprotein complex; cytoplasm. The transcript is spliced from 2 exons.
AUGCAGAAUCCUGUACACGUUCUCACCAACUUUGCAGAGGAGAGACAAAUAAUAGCGGAGCUACUUACGCUUGAGCGAUUCACAAUUUAUGUUGGCAACCUGGCCAAGACGUUGAGCUGGAAUGAUGUUUACAGGAAGUUCCGGCAUCACGGAUAUAUUACGAAAUUUUACUAUCCCUGCAAUGCUAACCAAUUUGGUUUGGGUUACGCAGCGAUCGCUUACGCAGAGGAAUCGCAUGCAAUCAGCGCAGCGAGGCAAUGCAAUGGCAAACUGGCUUGGGAUAGAUAUUUGUACGUCGCUGCAUCCAUCGAUUCGAAUUAUGUCACCCUUACUAGUACAACACUGCACGUCUGCAACUUUAGUGAUUUUGUAAACGAAGCCGUCCUAGGGGACGUUUUCAAACCCAAAGGCCAAGUUCAGCACAUUGCCAUCGGAUGGAAUGUGUUCGGGUAUCGAUAUGCCCGCGUUACCUUCCAGUCCACGCUUUGCACGGAAGUGGCGCUACACGAAUGCAAUGGUAUGGAUCUUGGGGACGGAUUCAAGCUGCAGAUAAAACAUGUGCAUGAUCGGUACAUCGAUGAACCGAUCUCGCCGCAACAAUUCGCAAGUCUUCGGAUCAUUCGCCGAAAGGCCGGGUAUGUGCGUAUCUCAGGACUGCCAACAACUGUUACUGAACACCAGCUGCGUAAUGUUUUCGGGAGCUACGGCAAACUCACGGAGAUACUCAUACUCCGUUGCUUCGGACGUUCCAUGGGAUAUGGCAUAAUCCACUUCGAAACUGAAGCAGCGGCGAGAUUGGCCAUUUUUAGGCACAAUCAGGUGGAAAAACUCGGGCUGACGCUGACGUUGGAGCACAUACGUGAAGUUUGGCGACCGUUUGGUUGA